GUAGGUAAAAAACAAGAUGCAGAAAACACUUCGAAGGUGGAGCCCUUCAACGGUCAUGGCAGGCCGCUGGACAUCGUACCGAGCACGGAGGAUAAGAUGACUGACAGGGGUCAGUGGGGCAACAAGAUUGAGUUUGUCCUUUCUGUAGCUGGGGAAAUUAUUGGCCUGGGAAAUGUUUGGCGCUUCCCCUACCUUUGUUACAAGAACGGAGGAGGGGCUUUUUUUAUCCCAUACCUCAUCUUCUUAUUUGCUUGUGGGAUCCCGGUGUUCCUCCUGGAAACGUCUUUGGGUCAGUACACCAGUGAAGGAGGGAUCACUGCCUGGAGGAAAAUGUGUCCAUUGUUUGAAGGCGUAGGUUAUGCCACCCAGGUGAUCGCUGCUCUCCUGAACAUCUACUAUAUUGUUGUGUUAGCCUGGGCCAUAUUCUUUCUCUUCAACUCCUUCACCUGGGAUCUGCCCUGGGCAUCUUGCAAUAACACAUGGAACACAGAUUCCUGUAUGGCAUUUCAGAGGGGAAAUAGCUCCAUCAAUCACCAUGAGAACGCCACCUCUCCUGUCAUUGAGUUUUGGGAACGUAGAGUCCUGAGAAUUUCCUCAGGCAUUGACCACAUUGGCUCUCUAAACUGGGAUUUAGUGGCUUGUUUAGCCGUUGCAUGGGUCAUCUGCUACUUCUGCAUCUGGAAGGGAGUCAAAUCCACAGGAAAGGUGGUUUACUUUACAGCCACUUUCCCUUAUAUAAUGCUAGUAAUCCUACUUAUUAGAGGGGUCACUCUGCCAGGAGCCCUCGGAGGAAUCCACUAUUACCUGUACCCUGAUUUGGGACGACUUUCUGACCCCCAGGUCUGGAUGGAUGCUGGGACUCAGAUUUUUUUCUCAUAUGCCAUCUGCCUCGGCUGCCUUACCGCCUUAGGCAGUUACAACAAAUACAACAACAACUGCUACAGGGACUGCCUGUGUCUAUGUUUCCUGAACAGCGGCACAAGUUUUCUUGCCGGCUUUGCCAUCUUCUCUAUUUUGGGUUUCAUGUCCUUCGAGCAAAACGUUCCUAUCUCAGAAGUGGCUGAAUCUGGUCCAGGUUUGGCCUUCAUAGCGUAUCCUCGCGCUGUGACCAUGAUGCCUGUUUCUCCUCUCUGGGCCUGCUGUUUCUUUGUUAUGAUCGUCUUCCUGGGAUUGGACAGUCAGUUUGUUUGUGUGGAGAGCUUGGUGACAGCCAUGGUGGAUAUGUAUCCCUCCGUCUUCCGCCGCAAAAACCGCAGGGAGCUCUUCAUCCUUGCAUUAGCUGUGGUGUCCUUCCUCCUGGGACUCAUUAUGCUGACAGAGGGAGGCAUGUACGUCUUCCAGCUCUUCGACUACUAUGCAGCCAGUGGGAUGUGUCUUCUUUUCGUGGCUGUUUUUGAGACUGUUGCCAUUGCCUGGGUUUAUGGUGCUGAUCGUUUCUACGACAACAUAGAGGAUAUGAUCGGCUACCGACCCGGCCCUGUUAUUAAGUUCUGCUGGCUCUACUUCACUCCAGCCACAUGCUUCGGAACCUUUGCCUUUUCAUUGAUUAAGUACUCACCUCUAAAGUACAACAAUGAAUAUGUGUACCCAUUGUGGGGGGAUGCGAUUGGCUGGAUCCUGGCUCUGUCCUCCAUGCUUUGCAUCCCUGCUUGGGCAGCAGGAAAACUCUACUACACUUCAGGAACGCUUAGAGAACGCCUUGUUCUCCUGACCACUCCUUCCCCUGACCUACCAACCAGGAAGCAGGAACAAGGGAGGCCGAUGAGCAUCUUGGCUGCAGAAGGGGACACUCUCCACCAGAAAGCUCCACCCAACAAGGACGGAUAUUUCCCCGUCCGUGAAAAGGAGUCUCAUUGCUGAGAGCGAAAUUCUCUCCCCUCCUCUCUCCCUCUCUGCCUUACCUCAGGUGCAGACUCUUAGAGACCUCUUACUGCACCUCCUGUUUCUGGAACUUCCUCCCUUGCCCAAUGCCUCGAAAUAAAAAUGUUCUCCAUCCUUUUUGGGAGGGCAUGUCGACAUUUCAUUUGCCAAUGGCAGAGUAAUGUGUAUAUUUGAAAACCACUAUAGGUUCUCGGUGGCAAAGGAAUUUGCUUUCUAAGGAAGCCUUUUCACCUGUUAUGGACAUCUGUAAUGUUCAGUUAGUCUGACAAGGUUUCAGUAACUUUGUUAUUUUUAACGGCAUCAUCUGCAGCAGAUGGAGCACAAGAAGUGCCUCGCUGCGCCAUGAAAGCUAACCUAAAGAAAGCUGCUGACUGUUAAACUCAUUUUUUUGUUAAUCAGUGCAGCAUAUGCCUUCAUUCUGGUUACAGUUUAUUAACGACUGCUGUCAUAUCAAGGGUUCCUUCAAUAUCUUGAAAGUUCUAGAAAGUUCUAAUUGUUUAAAGUUGCUUGGGAGAAAAACAUUUUUUUAUUGAUGUUUGAUUAAAUGGCUGUUUCUUUUUUCUCUUAUCAUUUUCUUUACAUAACAAGCCAAUUUCUUUACCAUUAAAGGGAAUUUUGUAUGAUUUUGUAGUCAAAUAAUAUCCUGUUUGAGCUCUGAUUUUAAAGAAUACUAGUUAACUUUCAGUUCUAAGAAACUAUUCUUUUGGAUUCUUUUAAUCUCUUGCCUAAAACCAUCCAAUACAAUAUUUAAAAAAUAAUACUGCUUCAUUAAUAAAGUCCAAGAUUACCACAUUUAAUAUGUUGGAUCAUUAAAUAUAUAUUCAUAUAUGUGAUUAUUCAAAUGAAUGAGAACAUUUGAGCAAUUAGACAGUAUUUACUUUAAUGUUUAAAUUAUUAUUGAAAAACAUAAACCAACAAUUACAUUUAUAAUCAGUUAAUUAAAAUAUUUAUUUUCUAUACUCUAAAGGUGUAAUAUCUUGAAUUGUCUGUUUUAUUUGUUUAAUCUGCUUAGCUAACCAAUCAAAAUUUGAGGGUGGGGCUAAGUAUUCUAAGCCGAAGUAUACUAAUAGGUGCUGCUUAAAAAACUGCUGGUAAGGAAUUUAGCUUAAAAGACUCUUUAGAUAAGCUGCUUGUUUUUAUUUUUCAUUGUAAUACAUCAGGAUUAGGAUUCAAGUUUUCACAUGUUUUAGUGAUUUCUGCAGAGUUGUAUGGAUGUUUUUUACUGAUCUUUUACGUUUGCUAUUUACACUGUUUUAGUUAAGCAUUGGUUACCUUAAAUCUAAUACACUUUUUCUUUAUUGCAUGAGAAUGCUGAGGUCUGGAAAGAGACUGUAGAGUUGGGGAAGCAGGUCAGAAAGUUUCAUCCCAAAAAGAAUGUUAGUCUUGUCUUUUCUUCCUGAUGCACAAGAGAAACCUCAGCCUUGGUUUGUUAAGAUGCAGGGAUGAAUGUAAAAUAUUUGAUUAGCAUAAAGAACAUUUUUAGAUAAACACCUUUUUUUUUUAUGUCUGAUUUAUUACCACCUUAUUUGUAAAAAAAAAAACAUUUCAGUUUGUGGGAUGUUAUUCCUUUGCCUUACCUGAUUUUGUAUAACUACUUUGGU
Molecule: messenger RNA, 3482 nt
Organism: Cyprinodon variegatus (sheepshead minnow)
Lineage: Eukaryota; Metazoa; Chordata; Actinopteri; Cyprinodontiformes; Cyprinodontidae
Gene: slc6a13
Product: sodium- and chloride-dependent GABA transporter 2-like
Exons: 15
Coding region: 97-1860 (587 amino acids)
Biological process (GO): sodium ion transmembrane transport
Cellular component (GO): membrane
Source: RefSeq, a predicted model, not a curated record